ACCGAUUUGUCACCGGCCUGAGCUAUUAUGGGUCAUGUGUAUGCUUUAGACUUCGAUGGCGUCCUUUGUGACAGUUGUGGCGAGAGCUCUCUGGCUGCCGUCAAGGCCGCAAAAGUUCGUUGGCCAAGUGUCCUGGCAGGCAUUAGUCCCUCUGUGGAGCAGUGGAUAGUAGACAGGAUGCGUGACGUGAGACCCGUUGUCGAGACGGGCUACGAGAAUGUUCUUCUCGUCCGUCUUCUCCUUGAGAUGAAGCGGUGGCAACUGACAGGCGGUGGUAGCAGCAGUGUGGACGCCGGCAUGGACGGCGCUGCGGACGUCCAGAGGGUGUCCUCGGUUGUUGAAAGCGGACAGUUGAAAGACAUCAACGGAAUUCUUAGUGGAUGGCAGUCGAUAAAACCAGUAAUUAUGAAAGAGUGGGGAGAAGAGGGGAAGAGAGAGGAGCUGGUCGACCUUUUCGGCUCGAUCAGAGAUAACUGGAUGCAAACUGAUCUUGCCGGCUGGUUAGGAACUAAUCGGAUAUACCCAGGCGUUGCUGACGCGUUGAGAUUCGCGGCUUCACCAAUCUACAUUGUGACGACGAAGCAGACCCGUUUUGCGCUUGCUCUGCUGAAAGACUUGGCAGGGGUGGACUUCCCGGAGGACCGGAUCUUUGGUCUUGGGACCGGUCCCAAAGUAAGGGUCCUGGAACAGUUGCAGUCCCGGGCCGAGCACAAUGGUUGCGAGCUCCACUUUGUGGAGGACCGUGUUCUCACCUUGGAGAACGUAAUUCAGGUUCCGACCCUCUCCAAGUGGCACCUCUACCUGGGCACAUGGGGGUAUAACACUGCAGAAGAGAGGGCACGGGCAAUGUCCUGCGGCAGCGGAAGAAUUCAGCUCGUAGAUCUGCCCACCUUUUGUGCAAAGCUGAAGUGACGACGUGCACCAUGAUCCCGUGAGCCCUAUCCCUCCCAAACCCCUCACACACCUUGUCUUUUUUUUUUUCUUCUUGAUUUGGGAAAGUGGACCCAGUCACCCAGGCUCCUAGUGGGGGGGUGAUAUGUGGAUCACGUUAUCCUUAGCUAUUCUUAUUCUUUUAUCUUUUAUGAAACAAAAAAGAAACCAACCA
Molecule: messenger RNA, 1105 nt
Organism: Chara braunii
Lineage: Eukaryota; Viridiplantae; Streptophyta; Charophyceae; Charales; Characeae
Source: the annotation of a GenBank genome assembly